Molecule: messenger RNA, 880 nt
Organism: Arabidopsis lyrata subsp. lyrata
Lineage: Eukaryota; Viridiplantae; Streptophyta; Magnoliopsida; Brassicales; Brassicaceae
Product: maf-like protein DDB_G0281937
Exons: 10
Coding region: 85-786 (233 amino acids)
Molecular function (GO): nucleoside triphosphate diphosphatase activity
Source: RefSeq, a predicted model, not a curated record
AAAACCAAAACUUUUCUUCAUUGCUUUGCUCGAGAGUUGAGCAAUUUUGAGUGUUCAAGGUUUCUGAUUGUUUUGCAUACGAAAAUGGAAUCGAAUCAACCUCACUUCAAGCUAAUUUUGGGAUCUUCUUCGAUUGCUCGACGUCAGAUUUUAACAGACAUGGGAUACCAAUUCACUCUCAUGAGUGCUGAUAUUGAUGAGAAAAGCAUUCGUAAAGAGAAACCUGAAGAGUUGGUUUUGGCUUUAGCUGUGGCAAAGGCUGAUGCUAUUGUGUCAAAACUACUAACUACUGAAUGUGCGAAUGAGGAACAACCGACAGUCUUGAUUGCAUCGGAUACAGCUGAAGCAAUCAUGCAGCAGAUCGCUGAUGGUGAUAACAUAGAGGAGGAUAAGUCGACCUUACUUAUUACUUGUGACCAAGUGGUCGUCUAUGAAGAUGCUGUCAGAGAGAAACCCUCGAGUGUCGAAGAAGCAAGGGAGUACAUAAGAGGCUAUUCCAAGGGGCACACAGCAACAGUGAGUUCUGUGGCUGUGACAAAUCUCAAAACAGGUGUCAGAAAAGGAGGCGUCGAUAGAGUGGAGAUCUAUUUCAAUGAAAUACCGGAAGAGACUAUCGAGAAACUGAUUGAGGAAGGCAUGGUGCUUAAGGUAGCUGGUGCACUCCUAAUCGAACAUCCUCUUAUACUGCCGUGUGUUAAGGAAGUGGUUGGGACAACAGAUAGUGUGAUGGGUCUCCCCAAAGAAUUGACUGAGAAACUUCUAAAGGAAGUAUUGGCAAGCACAUAGGUACAUUUCUGUCUCUCAAUGUUGGUGUAUCCAUGAUGUGAGGACUAUGGUUUCGUCGUUUAAUUUGGGAAAUGAACAAAAUGUUAUUGUUCAA